This is a messenger RNA of Triticum urartu, 2663 nucleotides long. Lineage: Eukaryota; Viridiplantae; Streptophyta; Magnoliopsida; Poales; Poaceae. The record is from RefSeq and is a predicted model, not a curated record.
ACACUUCGUUUUAGCCGCAAACUCCACCCAACCACCACCGAUCGAAAUACCGCAGAAAGCCGUUCCCUGAAAAAAAAAAAACAGUGCCCACCUCGCCUCCUCCCACCUCCACCUCCGCGCAGAUCCCAUCUAACCAUGGCGGCCCCCUCCCGCACCUCCUGGGCCGACGUCGCCGACGCUGAACCGGCCCCUCCUGCUCCCGUUCCAGCGGCGGCGCCUGCCACAUCCAACGGCCCCGCGCGUGCCGACCGCUCCUCUUACGUCCCUCCCCACCUCCGCAAUCGCUCCUCCAACGCGCCUCCGGUUUCCUCCGCUCCACCCCCGCGCGCCGCGCCCGGCCUCCUCGGCCGCCCCACCGGCGGCGUCGGUGGGAGGUUCGGGGGAGGCGGGGCCCCACCUCGUAGGUGGGACCGGGAGCCCAACCCUUUCGGGGACGAGGAGGAGGUGCCGGCGGAGCCCGUGCCUUUCGACGAGCACCAGAACACGGGGAUCAACUUUGAAGCGUACGAGGACAUCCCCGUCGAGACCAGCGGCCGGGAGGUUCCUCCCGCCGUGGGCACGUUCGCGGAGAUCGACCUCGGCGCCGCGCUGAACGACAACAUUCGCCGGUGCAAGUACGUGCGGCCCACGCCCGUGCAGCGCCAUGCCAUCCCGAUCUCGCUGGCUGGGCGAGAUCUCAUGGCUUGCGCGCAGACUGGAUCGGGGAAAACGGCCGCCUUCUGCUUCCCCAUCAUCAGCGGCAUCAUGCGGGGCCCGCCCAUGCAGCGGUCACAGCGGGGCGGGAGUAGGACCGCCUGCCCUCUUGCCCUCAUCUUGUCGCCCACAAGAGAGCUGUCAAUGCAGAUUCAUGAAGAGGCGAGAAAAUUUUCAUAUCAGACAGGUGUCAGGGUAGUGGUUGCGUAUGGCGGGGCCCCUAUUACCCAGCAGUAUAUCUGUAUAUGCAUAGUAGGAUAUGCAGUCAGUUCUUCACAGAGGCUGUGCAAGUCUUCUGAUGUUAAUGGUCUCUGUGGAAUUGCUGGGUAUGCAUUGCAUAUGGUUACAGUUAAUUUUGCUGCAAUGCAAAGCAACAUGCCUCCUGUUAUGUUCAUUAGUGCCAGCACUGAGUUAUCUUUCUAUUUCCUUUUUGUUCGUCAUCCUGAUCAUAAGUCUGUUACCUACCUGAUUAUGGGUUGUUUUGUCGAUAUCCCAUUGUUCCCCAUAGUUUUGUCGGACUUUGUGUUAGAUGGCACAGUGGUCCUGGAUCUUGUGAUUCAUGCACCACAAAGUCUACUCAAAGUAGAAGUUGAAGAAUUGGACUUGUCAAUCUGGUUGAGAGAUCUUGAGAGGGGUGUUGACAUUCUUGUGGCUACUCCUGGUCGUUUGGUUGAUUUACUGGAAAGGGCAAGAGUAUCCUUACAGUCGAUUAGAUACCUUGCCCUUGAUGAGGCGGAUAGAAUGCUGGAUAUGGGGUUUGAGCCGCAAGUUCGGAGAAUUGUUGAGCAAAUGGACAUGCCUCCACGAGGUGUCAGGCAGACGUUAUUGUUUAGCGCUACAUUCCCGGGAGAAAUACAGAGAAUGGCAUCUGACUUUCUGGAGAACUACAUAUUCCUGGCUGUUGGAAGGGUCGGGUCAAGUACUGAGUUGAUUGCCCAGAGAGUUGAGUUUGUACAGGAGGCAGAUAAAAGAAGUCACUUGAUGGAUCUGCUCCAUGCGCAAAGAGACAGUUCAGAACAAGGGAAGCAAGCUCUCACACUUGUCUUUGUGGAGACCAAAAGGGGUGCUGACUCACUGGAGAACUGGUUGUGUACGAAUGGAUUUCCAGCGACUUCUAUUCAUGGUGAUAGAAACCAGCAGGAAAGAGAAUAUGCUUUGAGAUCCUUCAAGAGUGGUCAAACUCCAAUUCUAGUUGCAACUGAUGUGGCGGCCCGGGGCCUCGACAUUCCUCAUGUUGCUCAUGUUGUGAACUUUGAUCUCCCCAAUGAUAUUGAUGACUACGUACACAGGAUUGGUCGUACAGGGAGGGCAGGAAAAAGUGGAAUUGCGACUGCUUUCUUUAAUGACAACAACUCUUCGAUGGCAAAGUCUCUAGCUGACCUAAUGCAAGAAUCUAAUCAGGAGGUACCUGCAUGGCUUACUCGCUAUGCAGCUCGCCCAUCCUAUGGUGGUGGUGGUGGAAGGAACAGACGUGGUGCCGGAGGUGGGAGCCGCUUUGGUGGCCGUGACUUCCGUAGGGAAUCUUCUUCCUUUGGCAAGGGUGGUGGCGCCAGUGACUAUGCUGGAGGCAGCAGCUACGGGGGCGGUGGCUAUGGUGGUGCUGGAGCUCCCAGUGCCUGGGAUUAAUGUUGCAGUUGUUCGCUUAGGGUCUAUCAAGUUUAGGUUGCUUUUACUCUAGCUUCUUAUUAGAUAUACAUUUUUGGCAGGAGCUGAUAUGCAGCGACAGUAUGAGUGAACUGUGUCGUCCCCUUUUCUUCUGGUUACAACCAAGGUAGUCUUAUCUUCAGAUAUCCGUUAUGGAGAGCAUCUUGAGGACUUUCAAGUACACACCGAGGUUCGCAGUUAGGAAUAGGAUUUCUAGAGACUGAAAUUCCUUGUUAGGGAUAAUAGUAGCUGGUGUUGGCAGACUGACAGCGCUUGAUGUGGAAUUUCUCUCCGCAUUUCCUUGGUCUAUGUCUCAUUUUCGGUUA